Molecule: messenger RNA, 1925 nt
Organism: Triplophysa rosa
Lineage: Eukaryota; Metazoa; Chordata; Actinopteri; Cypriniformes; Nemacheilidae
Gene: ppp1r27a
Product: protein phosphatase 1, regulatory subunit 27a
Exons: 3
Coding region: 303-968 (221 amino acids)
Molecular function (GO): phosphatase binding
Source: RefSeq, a predicted model, not a curated record
GCGAACACCAUGCAAUAACGUUGAUGAAACAAGUCAUUACUGGCCGAAUAAAUUAACAAAACGUGCAAAGAGAAAGAUACCGUCCCCCCAAAAGGAAGAGAUUUCUCUGGAAAGGUGAAAAUUGUUCUGGACCGAAAGAGGAGGAAGUUGUUGUGACCUUUCUAAAACUGCUGUCGAAAGCAAAAAAGAGCCCCCAAAAAAGGAUUUUACAGUUUUGUGGAGAUUGACUCAAGUCUUUUCAUUUGGUUGUCUUCCUCUCGUGCCCAGAGCCACAGGGAGGAAGAGUCGCGGCAUCUGCGGGAAUGAAGUACAGCUACCAGUACCCGGUGUCACAGUACACACGCUCAAACACAUCGACUCAUUACACACCUUCACAGUACUCCAGCAGCUCAUACAGUUCCACCAAGUACAGCCCUACGGCACUUCACACUGCAUCGUACUACAGCCCACCAGCCUACACUCCAGCGUACAAACCCACCUCCACCUUCACCCCGCUCUACAGCAAACCGCCCCGCCAGAGCAGCUCACUCCGCACAAGCGCACCGUGCACCCCCGUCGCGGCUCUCAAACCCACCAAGGUCGUGCGCUUCACCAACGAUAUCAUAUUUCAGGAUUUAAUCCGCCACGGUGAGCUGGAGCAGAUCGGUCGAUUUAUGAGGGCGAGGAAAGUGCGUCUGGACACCAUCUUCCAUUCCGGAAUGGCAGCUCUCCAUGAAGCCGUGCUCACAGGAAACAUGGAGUGCGUAAAGCUUUUGAUAAAGUAUGGAGCUGACGUUCAUCAGAGGGAUGAGAAUGGCUGGACACCACUACACAUGGCAUGCAGCGAUGGUUUCCCUGAGAUCGCAAAGUACCUUCUGUCUCUGGGUGCCAGCGUGGAAGCAGAAAAUGAAAAUGGGGAGAAACCAGCAGACCUUAUUGAUCCAGACUGCAAAGAACUGGUCAAACUGUUUGAAACGGGCUGUGUCUGAGGACUACGAGAACACAAGGAACGGCAGCAGAACUUGGAAAACAAAGCUAGCAUUCAUCUCAUUUGACAUUUCAUCUUUUUCAUAUCAUUAUAUGAUUUUGUGUCUUUGAAGGUUGUCCUGAAAAAAGGAUUUUUAUUUUGUUUUAGAGCUUUUUCGACUCAUGGAUUUCUGGCUACGAUGAAAAGCAAACCAUCCACCCAGUUCGCUUUUAAUAUCAAAGUGUAACACAGUUUGCAAACUUUUUUACUUCUAAGUGAAACUUAGAAAAGUAGGGGGAUUCAAAUAGAGGAAUUUAAGGACAAAUAAGUAGGAUGUGACUUGAUUUUAUCCUUUUGGAAUUUUUGAUUGUAAAAAGUAGGUGUCAUAUACCAGAAUCUAGCCAAUUUCUUGGUGGAGAUGGAUUAGAAACAGAAAGUGGUUUCAGAGGCAGAGAACGUUUUGAUUAAAGACUACGAAGUCAAAGAUUCAAUGACUGUACAUAUUGAAUGUACAAUAAGACCAGGAACGUGCAUUGAAAAAUAGCUAACGUGGCAUUUGCGUGUGCCUUUUAACCUCAUGCAGUAACACCAUACACAUAUGUAGUAUGUACACAUCACUGCGUUGGAAACAUAUACAUUCAGGCUAGUUGUCAUUUCACAUGUGUUCAUUUACAUGAUGCUUUCAUUGCUGUGUUAUACAUUUAUCAGAUGUUCUCCUGACAUGCUGACGAUCAUGAAUAUCUUCACAGUUCUGUGUAAAAUAGAAAAGUGAUGCAUGAUGAGACACUGACACUACAUGUUACAUUGACACAGUUUGGCACAGUUCUGUGCUUUCUGUCUGCUGGGCAGCAGGAGAGCAGGUUGGAAAGAUGACCUGCCAUCAGACUAGCAUAUGAUGAAAGUGUACUGUUAAAGUCUUAUCUUAUUUUUUACAAUAUUUUCAUAAAUAAAGAUCCUUUUCUACACAUACUUAGCUUUG